Sinocyclocheilus grahami is the source of this 1766-nucleotide messenger RNA. RefSeq names its product leucine rich repeat containing 14B (gene lrrc14b). Gene Ontology annotation, biological process: positive regulation of cell population proliferation; negative regulation of apoptotic process; negative regulation of cell differentiation. Lineage: Eukaryota; Metazoa; Chordata; Actinopteri; Cypriniformes; Cyprinidae. The record is from RefSeq and is a predicted model, not a curated record. The transcript has 3 exons. Bases 109 to 1689 code for a protein of 526 amino acids. Gene Ontology annotation, cellular component: cytoplasm.
CGCACAUGUAUAUGUUGGUUGAAAGAGAGCAGAAGAAACACUCCAUAUCUCCUAAAGGCUGACAGCUCUAAGAAGAUUCCUUGAUCUUGGGAGCUGACAAACACAGCCAUGAAGAGCUUGAAGUUCCUAGCAGCCGAGGGCUUUGUUCAAACCGGCCCAAAUGCGUGUAAGAACCUCCAUUGCUUGUCUUACGAUCUCUACCCAAUCCUCUUCAAAGCCAGUUAUCUGCAUGAGGAGGCCACAAUGCUCCACGACUUGGUCCAGACGUGGCCUCUGACAGAGAUCAACUUGCGCAAACUAUUGGGCAGGACCGUGGACUGUCCAGAUGAUCUCACAUCCCGCACCUGCAGGCUCUGUCUGGAGGCCAUUCUCACAGGUCUGAGGGACUAUGUGCUUCAAGCUCCAAGCACGUAUGCAAAAAUGUUACGUGUGGUGGAUCUAAUCGGUCUGCAAGACAUAGAACACCAGGUCUGUCCCUGCAGACGGACUCUUGGCCGUUGGGCAAGAACCGAGCUGCUUACCCGCAUGUGCUACGAGACUAUGGUGGCCAUGCAGGCCGACCAAGCAGCACCAUCAGCGUUUGAUGUGGAGGUAGAUGUGCGCUUGGAUGCAUUUGUUACUGGACGGAACUAUGAGGUGGUGGCUCAGGCUCUGUUGCUGCGCAGACACUGCCCAUUAAAACUGAACUUUGUAGGUCUGCGUGUGGACUCGCUGAGCCUCAGGAACCUCUUUUACCUUCUGAAGCUGGUGGAAUCACAUGGCCUGCAGAAGCUGGAAGUGGUGCACAAUGUACAUCUGGAGGCUCCACAUAUUGAGGUACUGCUCUCCCAGCUGAAGUUCCCACAGCUGCGCUCGCUCACGUUUCCUGCACAGGCUUUUAAUGUUCACAGGUUGGGUCUGGAGGAUGAGGGCCUCAUGGGAGUUCUGGGUGAGCUGAUGAGCAAACUGACUGAACUGAGAGAGCUCUAUCUGGGUUUCUCCACACUUACAGGACAUCUGAGGAAACUGCUGAGUCCACUGAAUACUCCACUGCAGUGUAUUGAGUUAGCGAACUGCAGUCUUAACGCAGUGGACAUGGCCUACUUCGCCAACAGCCUGCACAGUGAACACAUAGUUAAGCUAGACUUGAGUGGUCAUGAGGUUGCCGACCUCUUCCCCAACACCUUCCGGAAGCUUCUGCAUCGCUGUUGUGCCACACUCACUAGUCUGGGUCUGGAGGAGUGUGGACUGGAUGAUGAUAAACUGGAUCUGCUCACACAAGCACUGACACCCUGUCAUGGGCUAGAGGAAUUGAAGAUCCUGGGUAAUCCACUGAGCACACCUGCUCUGUGCCAUCUUUUCAAUAUGCUGGCACUGGGUUUUCCUGCAUUGAGAUAUGUUGAGCUGCCUGUCCCUCGUGACUGUUAUCCCGAAGGUGUAACCUAUCCACUGGAUGAUAGGAUGCUGAUAAAUUAUGACACAGAGAAGUUCCAACAAGCCAAGACCGAACUUGUUGGCAUCCUAGAGAGGGAGGGAAAAGGACAUAUAGAAGUCUGCACGCCAUUAUUUGGAGCCUAUGAUCCUGACAUCAAUGAGACGAGCAAUGAGCUGGGAGUCACCUUGCUGCACUCCUUCAACAGUGUCAUAGGAAACUUCAUUGACACAGUCAACAGUGUUACCCAACGGAGAGAGCAAAGAAUGAUGGAGUGAGAGUGCUAAAAAUGCAAUUGCCAUCCCAGGAAUAAAAUUAAAGUAUAUUCAAAUAGAAAAGUUAUUUCAAAUUGAAG